Striga asiatica is the source of this 426-nucleotide messenger RNA. The record is from the annotation of a GenBank genome assembly. Lineage: Eukaryota; Viridiplantae; Streptophyta; Magnoliopsida; Lamiales; Orobanchaceae.
ACCUUGAAAGAGGAAGAGAUCAAUGUCCUAAAGUUCUGUGCUUGGGUUCAGCAAAAUGGCAUAAGUAAGUUCCAAAUAAAGUACAAGGAAGGCACCUCGAAGAUGAGUUACGAUGACUCACUUAGAGGCCUGCCAAACUCUAGUUUCUUAGCUCAUACGAAGCGGUCGGAAGAAGGCAAGGAAUCCAGCCGCUGGGAGUUAUGUCUGAGACCUCUGCUUUCUUUAAAAGGAUCGACCGAGCGGUCUGGAACUCAGGUUUUCAAAUCCAGUUUUUUAGGGUCCAGUUAUGAGCUGGGAUCGGAAGAUCCUUUGUGGGUUGCGGAAUCUAACAAUAACAAGAUCGGGUUUCAGAGUACAGAUCCCAGACGGUCUGCUAGUGAAAUUCCUCUGUCCGAGCAAGGGAGCGGAAAGAAAAUCAUAUCAAUG